Messenger RNA from Perca fluviatilis (European perch), 696 nucleotides. RefSeq names its product coagulation factor VII-like. The record is from RefSeq and is a predicted model, not a curated record. NCBI's taxonomy places the organism in Eukaryota, Metazoa, Chordata, Actinopteri, Perciformes, Percidae. Gene Ontology annotation, molecular function: serine-type endopeptidase activity. The coding region runs from base 122 to 562 and encodes 146 amino acids. The transcript is spliced from 2 exons. Gene Ontology annotation, biological process: proteolysis.
GUGUGCGCAUGCAGGUGAACACGACCUGCACGUGUACGAGGGCACCGAGCAGCGGCGCGCCGUGGUCAAGGUCCUGGUCCACCCCGGCUACAACAAGUCGAGCCACGACAGCGACGUGGCCAUGCUGCGGCUGCAGCGCCCGGUGAAGCUGGGCCUCUACGUGGUCCCGGUCUGCCUGCCGGCGAGGAACAGCACCUUCAGCCACACGCUCGGCGCCGUGCGCCACUCCACCGUCUCCGGCUGGGGCCGCCUGGCGCAGUUCGGCGCCACCGCUAGCGUGCUGCAGCGCCUGACCCUGCCGCGCGUCUCGCUGCAGGAGUGCCGACAGCACACCAGGCUCAACAUCACCAGGAACAUGUUCUGCGCCGGGCUGAAGGCGGGCGGCCGAGACGCCUGUAAGGGCGACAGCGGCGGCCCCAUGGUGACCUACUACAAGAAGACCUGGUUCCUGACCGGCGUGGUGAGCUGGGGCAAGGACUGCGCCAAGGAGAACCUGUACGGGGUCUACGCCAAAGUCAGCCGCUUCGUAGACUGGAUCCAGGGCGCCAUGGCCAACAACUGAACGCCACUCAGGACGCUUAACCAUCCUGGUGUCUUCAAGAAGUUUUUUCCUUCAAACUAAAUGUCUAAAUAAUACCGUGGAUGGUUGACUACGAUGCUCUUCACAAGUUAAAUAAAUGAUCAAUUCAUACAUUG